Mytilus californianus (California mussel) is the source of this 5206-nucleotide messenger RNA. RefSeq names its product galactoside alpha-(1,2)-fucosyltransferase 2-like. Bases 153 to 1130 code for a protein of 325 amino acids. Lineage: Eukaryota; Metazoa; Mollusca; Bivalvia; Mytilida; Mytilidae. Gene Ontology annotation, molecular function: galactoside 2-alpha-L-fucosyltransferase activity. The transcript has 3 exons. Gene Ontology annotation, biological process: carbohydrate metabolic process. Gene Ontology annotation, cellular component: membrane. The record is from RefSeq and is a predicted model, not a curated record.
GUUAGUUGUUUAGACAAUUUCCUUGCGGCAUGGGCAACUUGUUUUAACGAGUUUAAAAUCAAGGUGACAGGUUGAGAUUAUUGUUUUUCCUUGGAAACAGUUAUUGUACACAAAAGAAACGAAAAACUGAUUUAAAGAGCAAUGAGAAGACGAUGGCUGGUGCUAUUAAGUGGAAAAUAAGAAAUGUUAUACUUGGAGUACUAGCAGGAAGUAUCUGUUUGUAUACAUAUUUUUACUUUACAAGAUGUGCACUAAUUUUAUGGCGAGAUUGGUUAGGAAUGAACCGACAAAAAUUCUUGUGCAUAGACUUUCACGGUGGGAUGGCCAACCAAAUGUUUAUGUAUGCAUUUGGUCUUAGUAUGUCAAUGCAGAGGAAUCUUCAAUAUAUUGUACCGAAAGGUAUGAUGCUUACUGAGAUUUUCAAUAUCAAGCCAAACACGUUUAAAGAUUAUGGUUACCACAGUGGAUCAUGUUUUUGCACCCAUCGAAAAGAAGACACUCUCGAUUGUGGUUAUGAUAGCAGCUUUGAAAAAUUACCUUCUGAGGAUCUUUCAUUUUUAGGCUAUUUUCAGUCAUGGAAAUACUGGAUACAAUAUGAAAAUGACGUUAGAAAAGCGUUUACAUUUAAGCCAUGGAUAUCGGAAAUGGCUGAUAAGCAAAUACGUAAUAUAAUGACCAAAAGAAAUGUCUCCUACAAUGAUGGGAUAACAUUGGUUGGGGUUCAUGUCCGAAAUGGUGAUUAUUCAAAAAAACAUUUCGCCAAAUUUGGAUACAAAUUAGCUCCCGCAAGUUAUUUGAAAAAUGCCUUGGAUUUUUUCAGGAAUCGUUUUGAUAAAGUUUUAUUUAUUGUUUGCACUAAUGAUUUAAACUGGACCUCCCAGAUUAUUGGAAAAGAAAAGGAUAUUUACUUAACACCAGCUGGCAAUCCAGCGUCUGUAGAUAUGGCGCUACUGUCAUUGACAAAUCACACAGUUAUGACUGUAGGGACAUAUGGUUGGUUCAUAGCUUGGUUGACAAGGGGAAUUACUAUUCAUUACAAAUAUCCCUAUGUCAAUGGAUCUGGUUUUUCUAAACAAUUCCAUUCCAAUUAUUCGGAUCAUUUCUAUCCUGGAUGGAUUGCAAUGGAAUGAACAUAUGAGAUUAAUUAAUGGUAUUUAAGAUUUGAUGAUAAAAGGAAUUGAAUUUAAUCAUUGUAGUCCAAAAAUAUGAUGUUUUUUAUGUCCAUAGUUAUAUCAUAACAUAUUAAUUUUUAUUAUCAGAUAACAUUAGUAUUCCAAUAAUCAAAGUUCAUCAUUUUAUACAGCUUUAUAUGCAUACCAUAACAGCAUUAAAACCUGAGAUUGUUGAAUAGAAGCACUCAGGGUUAAAACAUUGUAAUUGUAAGUAAUAGUAUACACUAUAGCUAUACAAACAGCUCAUGUUGAUUUAGUUGUUUCCACCUACCCAUCAUGUUCAGCCCACACCUGUCAUCUCCAAUUCCACUUUCAUUUAAAAAUGUUGAAUUCAGAAAAGCUUUAAUUUUACAUUUUGAAAAAUAUUGAUUUCAAAAGCGCCUCAUAUUCUCAAAGAAUAGUAUAUUAAACUGUUUGUAUGAAAGAAAUGAAAUGACAUAUUCAAUCUGUAGGUUUGGCAAGGAGGACAGACUGGAUGUAUGCCCACUCUUUGUCUACCUCCACCGUGGAAUGGUGAACAAAUAAUAAUCCACCUGAGCUGUACUGUACCAAAUGGGGUCACCUUGCUUCAUUUUACCAAGGUCGUAACUUUACAUCCCACCACCUAAGUGGGAGUAUCCAUCAGAGAGAAUUUUUUAGUAGUAUAUUUGCUGAAGAAACUAUUUCUCUUUAAUCUUUGAUAUUCAUUCAGUAAUUUUGAUUUAGCAGGUAAAUUAUAAUCAAUGUUUUAGAAAUUGGACUAAAGAAGACAUUGACAAAAUCAUGAAGACAUUGACAAAAUCAUGAAGACAUUGACAAAAUUAAGAAGAAACAUUUAUCAAAUCCCUAUUGACAACACAUCACAAGAUUUGCAAACAAAAUUGGGAAUUUAUUUUCUGUAAAUUUUUUAAAAUAAUGGAUCACUAUGGAGAUGAUGUUGAUGAUGGAUGGCUGCUUAAUGUCCAGUGGCAAAUUAAUAUGCAUAUUCAGGAUGAGAACAUAUUAAUAUAAUAUGUAUAUUUACCCUGCUUUGUACUAGACCGACACACUGAUCCAGAUUUUUAACGUAAUAGUCCACAUGUUAACAACCUGCAGGAAGACAUGUCACCUUACCCGUACACAUUAUUCUGAUUCCGAAUCGACCAGUCUUUGCUCUUACUCCUUAAUGCCACAUGCUUAGCAGAGAAGCAGCAAAUGCCAAUUUGUAGGGUAGGCAAGGAGGACGACCUGCGGGCACCUGGAGAUUUGUCACCAAUAUUCAUACAUGGUGAUGAGUCCUCAGGACAUGUAAAAUAUUACAUUUGCAUUUAUUUUUUUAAUCUAUUUGAUUACAUACAUGUAUGAUUCAUUCCAAUUCAUUUAUAUAAUCAUAUUUUUGCUGAAGUUGUUAUUUGGCAUUGAUUAUUAUGUUUAAAACUUGAAAUUAAAAAGUAUCUUUUGUGUUAUAUAGAUUUUUUAUAUUGCAUGAAAUAUAAUCAUAUGGUAGCAGUGCAGUUCAUUUAAACAUGUAAAUAAUAUACUCCCACAUAUUUACACGAGUAAAUCAGCAAUACUUAUUAAGUUGUUGUAGAAAAAUACUGUAAGCCAUGAAAAUUAGAAUUGUUUAAUUGAUAUAAAUUGUAUAUGUUUUAUUUCAAAUUCACCAUGUUCACUGUUCUAUGUAAUUAUUACAGGAACUAUCAGUUUUUAGAAAGGUAUUUUCAUUUUGCUUUGAAAAUAAGUUUUGAUGUUCUAUCUUUUAAUUUUGGGUUAUCAAUGCUCUUCAACUUCGAGCCACUGUUGAGUCUUUUGUAGUCAAAACACGUGUCUGGAGAAUAAAAUUUUAAGUCUGGAAUUUAUGAUAAGUUUAUUUAUGAACUAUAUUUUAAGCCUCACUGUCAGUGGUAGUACUUAAUUUAAUUUAUUUUGUUUAUUUACAAUUAAUUUAUACAUUUUGAUUUAUUUGUUUAAUAUAAACUGUCUCAUGGAAGUGUCCUUAUAAUUGUGUUGACUAAGGUUAUUGAUGGCAAUGUCAAUUUUUCAGUACAUGUACUUGGUAUAUUGUUGUAUUAUUAAAGGAAAAUGUUUAUAGUAUCAUCAGGGGUAUCCGUGUUACUAAUAAGAAACAAUAUUAAGUCUGAGAUUUUAAUUGAAAAAAAAUUCUUUCUGAACUGACCCGUAAUUUUUUUUAAAAGUAUAUAACCUUUAAAAAUAGACUUAAAAAGAGUGUGAUUUCUUCUGCUUUUAUAUAAAAAUAUAAAAGGAGGCCUAUAAGCCCUGAGGACUGAUAUUGGUUGAUAGUUAAUUCAUCAUAUAAUAUUGACAAGUAUUGUUUAGGCACCCUGUAUUUGAUCUAUAGGUAUGUUAUGUAAUGCAAAGUUGACCUUGGAUGGAUUUGGCUAUUAUUUUAGGUUCUUUUGAUCAAAUAGCCUUUCAAAUGUUGUACUGCUUCAAUUUGUGAUAAAUUGGUUGUAUUUCUUGUUAAGGCCAAAUAUACUGAUAUACAUUGUAUUUCCUUUUAGUUCUUUUAAGAAUUUAUAGAGAGAAAUGUGAGCGUUUUUUUUUAUCCUAAACAAUUAGAAAUCCAAAAAUGUAUAUAAUUCUUUGUUUCACUAGAAAUCCAAAUCUUUUUUAGGAGUAAAUUAUUCAGACAGUCAUGGUAUAGCCGACUAUAUGGUAUGGGUUUUUCUCAUUAUUGAAGGCCUUACGGUUGCCUAUAAUUGCUUACAAUGUACAUCCGCUUUAUUUGAAGUUUGGUGGAUAGCUGUCUCAUUGGCAAUCAUACCUCAUCUUAUUUUUAUAUGUAUAUACCACACAGAUAUUGACCAAAACAAAAAUUGAUGAUUAUUUUUUUUUUCCAGAGGUAAAUUACAAAUCAUGUGAUUUUAUACCACAAAUAUAUCUAACUGAAAAGUGUACACAUUUUUCUGUUUCAUGUUAUAUAUAUGCAAUGUGUAUCUACUCUGUCUCAUACAUGCUUAACUAUUUGCUCAAUACUGGUAUUUUGUUUACAUUGUUACUAUAUAAUACUAAGGUUUUUAGUAAUAAAACUUGUUUACAUGAACAUUAUUAUCAUUCCAGAGAUAUUUUAUAUGUAUAUUAUAUACUUGUACUUACUCAGUCUGAGAUUCCCUUUGCAUAAUAUAUACUGUCAAUUUAUAAAUGUUUAUAAUUUUUACAAAAUUUAUGCAAAAACAUGGUAUUGUAUUAAUUAGAAACUGCAUUAAAAUUCUUAUUGCAUUAUUUGUAAGCAACAAUUUCUGAAAUCCCAUUUUUCACCCUUGUUUUUUUAUCAGUUGAUCAACAAUAACAUUAAUAUAUGCAUGCAAUAAUUUCCAAGUUUACAGUAAGUUAUUUGAUAUUCAUAAUUAUUUUGCAGUAUUCCAUUUUCCUUUUUUUUAGUCUUACAUGUUCAUAUGUUGCCAAUUUAAACUUAGCUUUAGCAUUUAUAUUCUUAUUAUUACUAACAUUUAAUUGUGCAUGUGGGUUCCCAUUAUAUUUAUUUUAUGUAUUAUAGGUUUAUUGCAUGAAUGCCUUUUUUGUUCCCUGUAUGCUUUAUAAAAUAUUCUCUUAUUGUGAAGAUAAGUAGCGGAAUUGAAUAGUUUUCCGUCUUCAACAUUUUCAUAAAUGUUUUUUAGAAAUCCACAACUUGCACAAGAUAUCCAUUAAAAACACCUUGUACUUAUUUUUCAACUGCUAAAUGAGUUAUGGCUAUUUUGUUCCCUUUUAUAGUGUCUAUGGCAGAGGCAGAUCCAGGUUAUUUUUUGUAAUUCCCGAUAAUUGAAUAUAUACCAAAAUACUGUAAAUUACAAUUUUUUGGACGAUUCAAUACUUCAAAUUUAUAAAUAAAUUGUUAAAAACAUGAAAUUUAAAAAAAAAUGGCUAUCAAAGGGGGCGUAUGCCUCCAUUGAGCCGCCCAUGUAUGGAAAAAAAUGAACAAGUUGUUGUGUACAUCAGUAAUUCCUGUCAUUGUUAUUCUUUAUUUGAUAUUAUAUUUUUACAUCAAUUUAUCUAUGCAAAAAAGUUUUUAUUUUUUGUGUUUUUGUUUCAGUUCUAUAUUAAAGAUUUAGUUUAUA